CUGGGGAGAGCAUCCUUGGUGCUUUGGAGCUGUUAGUGCAAUAACCAUCAGUCCUCUUCUGCACCAUUCAAAGUAAGUAAGCUGUUGUGAGAGCAGAAAGUGUGUCCUCUCAUUAAGUCACAGCAUGGGAACAGGAGGCCACUCCAAAGACUAAUUGUCCAGCAGCCUUGAAAGGGGAUGCCAGAAGCAAAAAAAAAUCUUCAAAGUUAAAAAAAGGGUUUCUUUGUCAUAUUUCUAGAAGACAAAGAUCAGUGUCAAUUCCCUUUAAUGCUCUGCAGUACCUCUCUAAUUAAAAGAAGUUGGAUCAAUCUCAAUGGACAAACAAAAAAUAGCUUGAAUGAAAUGGGGAAGAAAAGGGAACAAAGGAUGGGAAAUGUUCUUACAAAAAAAAAAAUCUCAAACAAAAAAAAAUCCGAAUGAGAAAGAUCAAUGGUAGUUAAGGAGAAGAAGUAACGUUCCAGGAAUCCAGGCACUGAGAAAGGACCUGCUGAACAAAUGCAAUGAAAGUAAUAAGAAAGUCUUCCAAUGGGCUCUGUCUGGUCCAGUCUAAGUGUAUGUGUGAAAUUGAUAUCCAUUUGAUCAUCCCCUGCAUGGUUUGGAUUAUACUGUCUGUGGCAUGUGCUCCAGGUGACGCUCCUACAAGGAACAAAAUGGUAUUGCAGCAACCUAAAUGACUUCUCUGGAGGAAUGAAACCAUAUACUUCUCACAGAUUUAUAAUCGGUCAAAAAUCAUGAAGACUUUCAUUGUCCUAGUGUUGAUUGUUUUAGCCUUAUUUUCAAAAGGGGUUUUGCUGUCUUCAAGUGACCAUAACUUUGUGAGAAAAGAAAUAAAGUUUGAAGGUGACCUUGUUUUAGGUGGUUUAUUCCCUAUAAAUGAAAAGGGCAGUGGAAUGGACGAGUGUGGAAGAAUUAAUGAAGACCGUGGAAUUCAAAGACUUGAAGCCAUGCUUUUUGCUAUUGAUCAAAUAAACAGAGACAGUACCCUUCUACCUGGAAUAAAAUUAGGUGUUCACAUUUUGGAUACCUGUUCAAGGGAUACUUAUGCUUUGGAACAAUCCCUUGAGUUUGUUAGAGCAUCUUUAACUAAAGUGGAUGAAGCGGAGUAUAUGUGUCCAGAUGGGUCGUAUGCCAUCCAGGAAAACAGUCCGUUGCUUAUUGCAGGUGUGAUUGGUGGCUCCUACAGUAGUGUAUCUAUACAGGUUGCUAAUUUGUUACGACUCUUUCAUAUUCCCCAAAUAAGCUAUGCUUCCACCAGUGCCAAACUCAGCGACAAGUCCAGGUACGACUACUUUGCAAGGACAGUGCCACCAGAUUUUUACCAAGCAAAAGCAAUGGCUGAAAUCCUGCGGUACUUUAACUGGACAUAUGUGUCUACUGUUGCAUCCGAAGGAGAUUACGGAGAAACUGGGAUUGAAGCCUUUGAACAAGAGGCAAGACUGAGGAAUAUAUGCAUUGCCACUUCGGAAAAAGUUGGGCGAUCAAACAUUAAAAAGUCCUAUGAUAAUGCUAUAAGAGAGCUGCUUCAAAAGCCAAAUGCGCGGGUUGUGGUGCUUUUCAUGAGAAGUGAUGAUACCAGAGAACUGCUGGCAGCAGCCAAUAGGUUUAAUGCCUCCUUUACAUGGAUUGCCAGUGAUGGAUGGGGUGCUCAAGAAAGCAUAGUUAAGGGCAAUGAACACAUUGCUUAUGGGGCAAUAACAUUAGAACUUGCUUCACAUCCGGUUAAAGAAUUUGACAAGUACUUUAAAAGCCUUAACCCUAGUAUCAACCAUCGCAAUCCCUGGUACAAGGAUUUCUGGCAGCAGAAAUUUCAAUGUAGUCUACACAACAAAGUUCCGCACUUAAAGACCUGUGACAAACGCCUCAAUAUCAACAGUUCCAACUAUGAGCAGGAAUCCAAAAUAAUGUUUGUGAUAAAUGCUGUAUAUGCAAUGGCUCAUGCAUUACAUCAGAUGCAGAGAACAAUGUGUCCAAAUACAACCACUCUGUGUGACGCCAUGAAAGUCCUAGAUGGAAAAAACCUCUACAAGGAUUACUUAUUGAAAGUUAAUUUUACAGCUCCAUUUAUUCCAUCUAGUAACACAGACAGCAUUGUGAAGUUUGAUCAGUACGGUGACGGACUUGGCUUGUACAAUGUAUUCAAUUUCCAGUACAAUAGUGGCAAAUAUUCAUACCUAAAGAUCGGGCAGUGGGCAGAAACCUUGUCUUUGGAAGUGGACUCAAUUCAAUGGUCCAAAAGUCUGGUUCCUACAUCGCAGUGCAGUGACCCAUGUGCUCCAAACGAAAUGAAAAAUAUGCAACCAGGAGAUGUAUGUUGUUGGAUUUGUAUCCCAUGUGAAAAAUAUCAAUAUCUGGCAGAUGAGUUUACCUGCACUGACUGUGGACCAGGGCGCUGGCCUUCACCAGACUUAACAAGCUGUUACGAUUUGCCAGAAGACUACAUCAAGUGGGAAGAUGCAUGGGCCAUUGGACCAGUGAGCAUUGCAUGUCUUGGUUUCUUGUGUACAUGCCUGGUUGGAGGAGUCUUUAUCAAGCAUAACAAUACUCCCUUGGUGAAGGCUUCCGGUCGAGAACUCUGUUAUAUACUCUUAAUUGGAGUUUUUAUGUGUUACUGUAUGACAUUUUUCUUCAUAGCCAAACCUUCUCCAGUCAUUUGUGCUCUUCGCCGUCUGGGACUUGGAACUUCUUUUGUAGUCUGUUAUUCUGCUCUGUUAACUAAGACAAAUCGUAUUGCCAGGAUAUUCAGUGGUGUAAAGGAAGGUGCACAAAGACCUAAAUUCAUAAGUCCUAGAUCUCAAGUUGCCAUAUGCUUAAGUCUUAUUUCCAUUCAGAUCAUAAUUGUAUCUGUGUGGCUCAUGCUGGAAUUUCCUGGAACGAGACGCUUUACACUUCCUGACAAAAGGGAAACUGUUAUACUGAAGUGCAAUGUCAAAGAUUCCAGUAUGUUGAUCUCUCUAACAUAUGACGUUGUGCUUGUGAUAUUAUGCACUGUAUAUGCCUUCAAAACACGGAAGUGUCCAGAAAAUUUCAAUGAAGCCAAGUUUAUUGGAUUUACGAUGUAUACAACCUGCAUCAUCUGGCUGGCUUUCCUGCCUAUCUUUUACGUAACAUCAAGCGACUACAGAGUUCAGACAACAACCAUGUGCAUCUCUGUAAGUCUGAGUGGUUUUGUCGUAUUGGGCUGCUUAUUUGCACCAAAAGUUCAUAUCAUUCUGUUUCAACCACAGAAAAAUGUUGUUACACACAGACUUCAUCUAAACCGAUUCAGUGUCAGCGGCACAGCAACUACAUAUUCCCAGUCUUCGGCAAGUGCACACUAUACACCAACCAUUUGCAAUGGAGGGGAAGUUCUCGAUUCUACAACAUCGUCCUUAUAAUUGUGAUCAGCAUUUCUGUCCUCCAGGUUUCUAGACUGUUAGAUUAUAUGCACUUGUUGUGCAGUUAUGUACUUUUUUUUUCUUCUUUUUUUAAGAAAAAGAAAUAUUUUUAAGGACUGUAAUCAAUGAUGUUCUAGAGAUUUUUAGACUGGUAUUAUGACCACUGUUAUUCACACAUCUAGAGAAAGUGUAGAUAUGGUGCGUUCUCUACACAAUUUACUGUGUCCACUUAAACAGUGAUAAAUUAAUUUAUGGCAUUUGCCAUUUCAGUAUAAAGGUUGCUUACUUUCCUAUGAUGUUUUUGUAACCUAGGUUAUUGUUGUAACCAAUUUUAGAAUGCAUUUCAGUUACAGUAAGUGUAACUGGUUGUUAUUGCACAAACAGCAGCAGUAUUAAUGUAAAGAUGCCAGUAGAAAAACCUUUUCAUUGAGGUUUCCAGCAUGUUUCUUCUUGGUAAUUUUAAUUGGUAUAUGUUGCACUGUUAUAGGAGUUUACAGAGAGAGAAUAAACUGAAUGAAUGUUUGCUUAUAGCUCUGUCCUAUGAAUGGAAAUUGGACACAAAAUACUAACAGUAUUACUGUAGUUAACCAAUCCAUUUACAUUUCAUGAUAACACUGUUAUUCCUGUAGGACCGUUCUGAAAAUGAUCUCAAAAAACAAUGCUCAAUAAUAUCCAUUGUUCUCCCACAAUCAUUGGAACUCUACUGUUCACUGCAACUCUAUGGCAAUCUUCUGUCAAAAACUUCUUCCUAGUCUAUCCAAGGACAAAGUAAUUAGCACCAAUCUUCAUCUCAAUUGAAAAUGCAAUGUUCUAGUCUAAGGCUAUGGGAAGCAAUAUAUGUUGUAAGGAAAUUACAUUAUAUUCAGCAUCAUUGACAAAACCAUGAUGCUUUUUAUAGAGCAACUAGUUUCAAUGAAGACUAGUAAGUGUGAUGAAGGAUAUUAAAGUCAUGUAUGGUAUUGGCCAACUACCUACGAUGGACAGAGACGUUUACUUUUCAAGAAGUUGUACUUCAAUAUUUCAACAGUUAACUUCAUACUGAAAAAUUUCCACAAAAACGUAGUGAACUAAUUUGCCCUAAAUUUAUGAGGAAUUUAUAUUGU
This is a messenger RNA of Pelobates fuscus (common spadefoot toad), 4477 nucleotides long. RefSeq names its product glutamate metabotropic receptor 3 (gene GRM3). Lineage: Eukaryota; Metazoa; Chordata; Amphibia; Anura; Pelobatidae. The record is from RefSeq and is a predicted model, not a curated record. Gene Ontology annotation, biological process: G protein-coupled glutamate receptor signaling pathway; regulation of synaptic transmission, glutamatergic. Gene Ontology annotation, cellular component: plasma membrane. The coding region runs from base 732 to 3374 and encodes 880 amino acids. The transcript is spliced from 6 exons. Gene Ontology annotation, molecular function: group II metabotropic glutamate receptor activity.